CCGGGCCGGGCCGCGAGAGCGACAACAAACAUGGCGGCGGCGGCGGAGGCAGCGGGCGGCGGUCGCGGCGCAGGGCGGAGGAGGAGACACCAACAAAUGGAACACAAAUUAACUUAAGCCUACAUGAGGCUGGUGACACCUGAAAGAGGGGAAAGUGGACAAGCUGUGUCCUGUGCUUUCUAUCCGACCUGUUUGGAGUAUGUUUGCUACUUAGCAGGGAACUAAAAUUCAGGCACAAGAGGUUGUAAACAUAAAGAGUGAAUAUGGGUGAAAAGAAGCCAGAACCUUUGGACUUUGUAAAAGAUUUUCAGGAAUAUCUUACACAGCAGACUCACCAUGUAAAUAUGAUUUCUGGAUCAGUUAGUGGAGACAAGGAAGCAGAGACUCUUCCAGGAGCUGGGACAGAAGGUGAUCAGAAUGGUCUGGAUCAUCCUUCUGUUGAAGUUUCACUGGAUGAAAACUCAGGAAUGUUAGUGGAUGGGUUUGAAAGGACAUUUGAUGGAAAGUUAAAGUGUCGAUACUGCAACUAUGCCAGCAAAGGAACAGCACGGCUCAUAGAGCAUAUCCGAAUUCAUACAGGUGAGAAGCCGCACAGAUGCCAUUUAUGUCCCUUUGCGUCAGCUUAUGAACGUCAUCUGGAAGCUCACAUGCGAUCGCAUACUGGUGAAAAACCAUACAAAUGUGAAUUGUGUUCCUUUCGCUGCAGUGACAGAAGCAACUUGUCUCACCACCGCAGGCGCAAACAUAAAAUGGUGCCUAUUAAGGGUACAAGGUCUUCCCUGAGCAGCAAGAAAAUGUGGGGGGUUUUGCAGAAGAAGACCAGUAAUUUGGGGUACAGCAGAAGAGCAUUAAUUAAUUUGAGUCCGCCUUCCAUGGUGGUUCAGAAACCAGACUACCUUAAUGAUUUCACUCAUGAAAUCCCAAAUAUCCAGACUGAAGCGUAUGAGAGCAUGACGAAAACAACCCAGAGCGGUGGGUUGCCAAGAGAUCCACAAGACCUCAUGGUAGAUAAUCCUUUAAACCAGCUCUCUACGUUAGCCGGACAGUUAUCUAGCUUGCCACCUGAAAACCAAAAUCCAGCCUCUCCUGACGUUGUUUCCUGUCAAGAUGAAAAGCCUUUCAUGAUACAGCAGCCUGCCGCACCUGCGGUGGUUUCAGCUGUGUCAGCAAAUAUUCCUCAAAGUUCAUCUCCGACCAGCCCAGAUCCUCGGCCUACACACAAUCAAAGGAACUAUAGUCCCGUGGCAGGUCCCAGCAGUGAUCGCAGUGCCCACACCAGUACUCCCAGCAUAAGCAACAGUCAGCCAAGUACUCCAGCUCCGACCCUUCCGGUUCAGGACCCUCAGCUUCUGCAUCACUGCCAACACUGUGACAUGUACUUUGCGGACAAUAUUCUUUAUACUAUUCACAUGGGAUGUCAUGGAUUUGAAAAUCCAUUUCAGUGCAACAUAUGUGGGUGUAAGUGUAAAAAUAAGUAUGACUUUGCUUGCCAUUUUGCAAGAGGCCAACAUAGUCAACAUUGACUGAGAACACGCUUUCAUUUAGUUUUUUAACAUAUUACAGUAUAUUUUUCAUACUUGCUGAAGGAAAGCUUGCACGUUCCCAUAAGGAAUAUUCACAUUAAUCAGUUUGACAAAGGAGGCAAAUUUAUUUCUAGGUUGUCGUAAAACUUGCCAGGGAAAUUUUGUGUAAGAUGUGGUGGUUAUUUUAUAGGUAGCCUUUCAAAAAAGCUGAGGGAGUGCUUUAAGAAUUCGAAUGCAUUUACGUGCUUUGAUUGCUAAAUUUAAGUUGCUUGCACUUAAUCCCAAUAAAUGUUCUACAAAUGUAGAAGCAGAGCGUAUGUCCUGACACAUAGGAUGCAGUUAUUAGACUAUUUACUAGGCAAGACAAAAUACAUGAAUCGUGAAAUACGGAAGGUUGAUGCAAUGACACAUACGGUUAUUUUGGAGACAUCCUUAAAAACUUAGCUACUCCAAACUGGAAAAACAAAUAGAAGCAACUUUCACAUACAAAUUCAACUUGAUGUAAAACUUUCUUUAAUCUGGUGGAGGUUGAUAAUAAGUUUUUGCUUAGUAUGGUCUAAACUCUUCAUGCUAGAGCUCAAACACUAAUUUAACUGUUAUUUUUAAAACUCAUCACAAAACGAGAAGAUAACAGGUGAUUGUGAAUGAAACUCUGGUAGGAAAAAAGAGUUAAAAGCUCGUCACUCACUAGUUAUACAGAAGAAAAAUUAAAUGACACAUUUUAAACUACACUUACCAAAAUUUUACAUGUCAUUCUUUUUAAAAGGAGGUAAUUUUUAAACAGUCAUAAUAAAGAGCUUGUAGAACUAAUAUAUAUUCCGUGAGAUUUUUAACUGCCUUAAACUAAUUUGUACAGAUAUUUAAAAUUUGCACAAUUAGACUUCUGUCUUGCUGAUGGGAGUUCUAAUAGAAACAAACGAGAGGUUUACAAAUUAAAAAUCAUCUGUUCAGUUUUAUCUCGGGCCGAGCUACAACUGAUAGGUUGCCUGUGUGUUUGAAAGUUGUACAAUCUAGUUUAUUGUGAACUUUGGAAGUCAGGUUGUCUUGUCCUUUCACCCGGAUUUUUGUCCUUUCGGUGUACUAGAAAUAAGGGGAAGGGUUUUUCUGAGGUGUUUUCUGAGCUGUGGGUGUAAUGGGCAGGCAAAGGGGUACUGGCUGGCUGCAUUGAAGUCAUUGUGAUUAAUAAUUGUAGGUGGCAAAUGGUAACUAGAGAUGUACAUGAAGUCCGUUGCACAUGUUUGUUCUGGGUUUUUUUUUAUACUGUACAUCUUACUUUAGAAGCACCUAGGCUAACGGACAGGCACUUUAAUAGAAACCUAAAUUAAACAUCCUAGCAAAAUUAUUAAAAGCUCUUAAUACGCUACACAGGAAUUUGUAAUGUUUCCAAAAGUAAAGAACUGUUACUUUUCCCAUAUUUAGGCAUGCACUUUUACCUUAGUUUGUCUUACUUGAGACAAAUUAAAGCUUCCCUUACAUACUCCCCUUUUACUAUCAGCAAAAUAUGGCAGCAGAUAUGUUUUGUUAAAAGCAGGAAGAUUUUGUUAAUGUUCUGCAAGUCAGAGGUUGGAAUCUGAAUAGCAAAUGUUUGGCUUAUUCAAAUUUAUGCUUCCUGGAGCUGAUGGAAGAACUUACAAUGACUUCAGUAUAAGAUUGACGCAGGAAAAACCACCCUUCUGAGAAUUUUAUCCUUAGAAGUAAUUUUGACUUAAAUGAAUUAGAAAUUUGGGAACGCUUAAUGUUUCUCUCUCCCUAACUUACUUACUGUUGAGUUUUCUGUGCUGAAGUAACCAGUUGAAGGAACUGGAUUCUUGGCUGCAUGUUGUUGUAAGGAGGUCAAAAAAUAUGCCUUUGAAGUAUUUCCAGUGUAGUGAAGAUGAAUGAUAACACGCUAUCGCUCCUAAAAACAUUUUUGGUUUCAGGCCUUGUCAAAAUCCAUUUCAGUGGAUUUGUAAAACAGAAUGUAACUUUCAUUUUUCAUAAUGACGCUCUUUGUAAUUCCAAAAUAUACCUUUGUUGCUUUAUUCUUUUAAAAUGUAUUUUAUAAGCAAAACAGCAACUCUGUAUGCAUAAACAUACACAAUCCUUUAUUUUAAGGACUAAAAGUUGACUGAACUGCAAUCCAGUUGGAAGUUACUGCUCCUGUAUGGGUUUUGCAACGUGAUCCUUCCAGUCAAAGAACAACGAUCCUAUAUUGACACAUUCCAAAAUCUGAAUUUGGCUAAAAUACGAUAUUAGAACUACAAAUGUUACUGUUAGAGACCAUUACAAUUAGUAAUUUUUAGAGGUCAUUUUCCUUGCCUUUUGAUAGAUGAUGCGAACUUCUGUUCCCAGGCUCUAUCAACUCCAAGGAAACUCCUGUAAUGCUGGUUCUCCAGGGAGCACCACCCAAUACUGAAUGAUGCCCAUCACAACAGCCAAGUUCUCCUUGGUUUGGGCCUCCAGCCCUUCUCCCCCUUGGAGGGGAGAAGCAGGGAGGUUAACUCCAAACGUUGGAGAUUUCAGCCUUUUGUUCCAUUUACGCUGUUUCUGGUCCGUUGGGACUUCCAUUGGCAGUGCCUGUAAACAUUUAUUUUCUUUUUGUGUUGGCUCAUGAUUUGGUGAUUUAGAAAAAUGACUUCUGAACCAUGACACCCCUGAAUAGCAGAAGAGUUAGGUCACUAAUAGGGGUAGCUGGCAGCAAGAGGAAGCCUGCACGAUCUUAUUAAAGCCGCCCUUAUUUAGGAGGGGAUCCUCUGUUGCGGGGAACGUGUGUUCUUAAUAAUAGAACUCGGUAUGAAAAAAAAAAUCUAACCCCAAACCUUACAAGUUGUUGAGAAGUAUUUUAAUACUGCUGGCUUAAUAUCAUUGUUUCUGCUUCGAGGUACCCAAGGAAAAUAAAAUGAUGAACACCUAGAAACUGUUGAACAGUGACAAAGCUAUUUUCCCUUCUUUCCCUGCGCAGGCCCCUGUUCACAGGGGGGUUCUUAGGCAGGAGCAGGUUCUGGGGUUCAUCCCUUGCUUCUGCAGCCAGAUGUGUGGGGUGGGUCCCCGCCGACGUCCUGGUCCCGCGCACAGGGUCACCCUCUGGACUGGGAUUCCUCAUUUUUCAGCCUGUUGCCGUGUGUUCACUUGUGCCAAACAGUACCCUGACUACAUUUCCUGUCUACUGAGUAGGUUUGGAAGGUGUAUUUUCAUAUUAGUUUUUCCUGAUGUUGUACAUACUCUUUACUAUAAUUUAAAGACCGGAAUUAAUACUGGAAAACUGUUUGAGAGUGCGAUGCUGACAAUUCCCUUGCAGGGGCAGGCCUUACUCGGAGUCGGUGAGGGAUACUUGUCAGGAAUUGCAGGAUCGAGUCCUCAGUUAGUAGGACUUUUCAUAAGGAGUUCUCCACGUGCUACACUGCACUAACUUGGGUUUAUGUGUUUUGUUUUUUUUUU
Molecule: messenger RNA, 4940 nt
Organism: Chroicocephalus ridibundus (black-headed gull)
Lineage: Eukaryota; Metazoa; Chordata; Aves; Charadriiformes; Laridae
Gene: IKZF5
Product: IKAROS family zinc finger 5
Exons: 6
Coding region: 264-1523 (419 amino acids)
Biological process (GO): regulation of transcription by RNA polymerase II
Molecular function (GO): RNA polymerase II cis-regulatory region sequence-specific DNA binding; DNA-binding transcription factor activity
Source: RefSeq, a predicted model, not a curated record